AUGAUGGCAGUGGGAGGCAUGAUGGCAGUGGGAGGCAUGGUGGCAGUGGGAGGCAUGAUGGCAGUGGGAUUCAUGAUGGCAGAGGGAGGCAUGAUGGCAGAGGGAGGCAUGAUGGUAGUGGGAGGCAUGAUGGCAGUGGGAGGCAUGAUGGCAGAGGGAGGCAUGAUGGCAGAGGGAGGCAUGAUGGCAGUGGGAGGCAUGAUGGCAGAGGGAGGCAUGAUGGCAGUGGGAGGCAUGAUGGCAGUGGGAGGCAUGAUGGCAGUGGGAGGCAUGAUGGCAGUGGGAGGCAUGAUGGCAGUGGGAGGCAUGAUGGCAGAGGGAGGCAUGAUGGUAGUGGGAGGCAUGAUGGCAGUGGGAGGCAUGAUGGCAGUGGGAGGCAUGAUGGCAGUGGGAGGCAUGAUGGCAGUGGGAGGCAUGAUGGCAGUGGGAGGCAUGAUGGCAGUGGGAGGCAUGAUGGCAGAGGGAGGCAUGAUGGUAGUGGGAGGCAUGAUGGCAGUGGGAGGCAUGAUGGCAGUGGGAGGCAUGAUGGCAGUGGGAGGCAUGAUGGCAGUGGGAGGCAUGAUGGCAGUGGGAGGCAUGAUGGCAGAGGGAGGCAUGAUGGUAGUGAGAGGCAUGAUGGCAGUUGGAGGCAUGAUGGCCGUGGGAGGCAUGAUGGCAUGGGUGGGAGGCAUGGUGGCAGUGGGAGGCAUGAUGGCAGUGGGAUUCAUGAUGGCAGAGGGAGGCAUGAUGGCAGAGGGAGGCAUGAUGGUAGUGGGAGGCAUGAUGGCAGUGGGAGGCAUGAUGGCAGAGGGAGGCAUGAUGGCAGAGGGAGGCAUGAUGGCAGUGGGAGGCAUGAUGGCUGUGGGAGGCAUGACGGCAGAGGGAGGCAUGAUGGCAGUGGGAGGCAUGAUGGCAGUGGGAGGCAUGAUGGCAGUGGGAGGCAUCAUGGCAGUGGGAGGCAUGAUGGCAGUGGGAGGCAUGAUGGCAGUGGGAGGCAUGAUGGCAGAGGGAGGCAUGAUGGUAGUGGGAGGCAUGAUGGCAGUGGGAGGCAUGAUGGCAGUGGGAGGCAUGAUGGCAGAAGGAGGCAUGAUGGUAGUGGGAGGCAUGAUGGCAGUGGGAGGCAUGAUGGCAGUGGGAGGCAUGAUGGCAGUGGGAGGCAUGAUGGCAGAGGGAGGCAUGAUGGUAGUGGGAGGCAUGAUGGCAGUGGGAGGCAUGAUGGCAGUGGGAGGCAUGAUGGCAGUGGGAGGCAUGAUGGCAGAAGGAGGCAUGAUGGUAGUGGGAGGCAUGAUGGCAGUGGGAGGCAUGAUGGCAGAGGGAGGCAUGAUGGCAGAGGGAGGCAUGAUGGCAGUGGGAGGCAUGAUGGCAGAGGGAGGCGACGCUCCUUACGACGCCGCUGGGUGUAACCCUCAUUAUCUGCUUGCUUUCCUUGAGCACACUCUCUACGUCUCUGCCGUUUAUAGCCACUACCAGCCUUACCACCGGUUGCAUGACCACACUUUCCGCUAUACUGGUGGUUGCACGCUCCUCGUGCCCUCCCCCCUCUCCUACCGUUCUCAUUACUCCCGGACCCACGCCACGGCUCUCCCUCCCACCCUCCUCUUGCCCUCGAACAAUGUGUGCAUCGGCCGCACGAACACCAGCUGGAGUAGAGGGAAAAGAUGCAUCAUGCUUCAUAUCACACUCUCCCUCACGCUUCACCCCACGCUCCCCCACACGCUUCACAACACGCUCUCCCUCACGCUUCACAUCACGCUUCACAUCACGCUCUCCCUCUCGCUCUCCCUCACGCUCUCCCUCACGCUCCCCCUCACGCUCUCCCUCACGCUCUCCUUCAUGCUCAGCCUCACACUCUCCCUCCCGCCUGCCCUCACGCCUGCCUUCACGCCUGCCCUCAAGCCCUCCCUCACGCCUGCCCUCACGCUCUCCCUCACGCUCUCCCUCAUGCUCAGCCUCACGCUCUCCCUCCCGCCUGCCCUCACGCCUACCUUCACGCCUGCCCUCAAGCCCUCCCGAACGCCUGCCCUCACGCUCUCCAUCACGCUCAUCCCCACGCUCAUGCCCUUUCUCUGGCAGUUGCUCCUUGUCAUCUACAUCUUCUACAACACGCACCUCUCCCUUCCCCUACUCAUCAUCCCAUGCCUGUCCAUGCGCAGCACGCACCUCUCCCUUCCCCUACUCAUCAUCUCAUGCCUGUCCAUGCGCAGCACGCACCUCUCCCUUCCCCUACUCAUCAUCCCAUGCCUGUCCAUGCGCAGCAUGCACCUCCCUCUUCCCCUACUCAUCAUCCCAUGCCUGUCGAUGCGCAGCACGCAACUCCCCCUUCCCCUAUUCAUCAUCCCAUGCCUGUCCAUGCGCAGCACGCAACUCCCCCUUCCCCUAUUCAUCAUCCCAUGCCUGUCCAUGCGCAGAAUGCAACUCCCCCUUGCCCUACUCAUCAUCCCAUGCCUGUCCAUGCGCAGCACGCACCUCCCUCUUCCCCUACUCAUCAUCCCAUGCCUGUCCAUGCGCAGCAUGCAACUCCCCCUUCCCCUACUCAUCAUCCCAUGCCUGUCCAUGCGCAGCAUGCAACUCCCCCUUGCGCUACUCAUCAUCCCAUGCCUGUCCAUGCGCAGCACGCACCUCCCUCUUCCCCUAUUCAUCAUCCCAUGCCUGUCCAUGCGCAGCACGCACCUCUCCCUUCCCCUACUCAUCAUCCCAUGCCUGUCCAUGCGCAGCACGCAACCCCCCCUUCCCCUACUCAUCAUCCCAUGCCUGUCCAUGCGCAGCACGCAACCCCCCCUUCCCCUACUCAUCAUCCCAUGCCUGUCCAUGCACCGCACGCAACUCCCCCUUCCCCUACUCAUCAUUCCAUGCCUGUCCAUGCGCAGCACGCAACUCCCCCUUCCCCUACUCAUCAUCCCAUGCCUGUCCAUGCGCAGCAUGCACCUCCCUCUUCCCCUACUCAUCAUCCCAUGCCUGUCGAUGCGCAGCACGCAACUCCCCCUUCCCCUAUUCAUCAUCCCAUGCCUGUCCAUGCGCAGCACGCACCUCCCCCUUCCCCUACUCAUCAUCCCAUGCCUGUCCAUGCGCAGCAUGCACCUCUCCCUUCCCCUACUCAUCGUCUCAUGCCUGUCCAUGCGCCGCACGCAACUCCCCCUUCCCCUACUCAUCAUCCCAUGCCUGUCCAUGCGCAGCACGCACCUCCCCCUUCCCCUACUCAUCAUCCCAUGCCUGUCCAUGCGCAGCAUGCAACUCCCCCUUCCCCUACUCAUCAUCCCAUGCCUGUCCAUGCGCAGCAUGCAACUCCCCCUUGCGCUACUCAUCAUCCCAUGCCUGUCCAUGCGCAGCACGCACCUCCCUCUUCCCCUAUUCAUCAUCCCAUGCCUGUCCAUGCGCAGCACGCACCUCUCCCUUCCCCUACUCAUCAUCCCAUGCCUGUCCAUGCGCAGCACGCAACCCCCCCUUCCCCUACUCAUCAUCCCAUGCCUGUCCAUGCGCAGCACGCAACCCCCCCUUCCCCUACUUAUCAUCCCAUGCCUGUCCAUGCACCGCACGCAACCCCCCCUUCCCCUACUCAUCAUCCGAUGCCUGCCCAUGCGCAGCACGGACCUCCCCCUUCCCCUACUCAUCCGCGCAUCCCAUGCCUGUCCAUGA
This is a messenger RNA of Closterium sp. NIES-65, 3612 nucleotides long. Lineage: Eukaryota; Viridiplantae; Streptophyta; Zygnematophyceae; Desmidiales; Closteriaceae. The record is from the annotation of a GenBank genome assembly.